Molecule: messenger RNA, 1355 nt
Organism: Rhizophagus irregularis DAOM 181602=DAOM 197198
Lineage: Eukaryota; Fungi; Glomeromycota; Glomeromycetes; Glomerales; Glomeraceae
Source: RefSeq, a predicted model, not a curated record
CUAUUAAAAAAAAUAAAGACACAUGGAAAAGCUGAGGAAACAAAAACCUAUUCUGAAAAAUCGGUUCAAGAUAAUAAGAAAAAAAUUACUAAUAAAUAUGAAGAGAUGAUUAAGAACGACAAGAAAUUAAUUGCAAAGCCUGAAGGUGCAUCCAUUAUUAAACCAAUGGAAUUAAGAUUAAAGUAUGGCAUUUGUUUAUCAUGUCGUAAAGAAUUAGAUGUUGGAGAUUGGUGUAAAGGUUGUGAAGCAAAAAAAUUCGAACAAAAUUUUAAAAAUUGGACGAGUGAACAUCCAAAAAUUGAUCAAUUGAUUCAAGAAAGUCAAUUAAACGCAACAAAUGGUUUAGAUUAUUCCGAAUGGAUUGAUUAUAGAGAGAUCGAGGGUCUUGAGUAUAUAACCGAAGGUAGAUUGUGUAAAAUAUUUAAAGGUAUAUGGACCAAAGGUCCUAAACAUCGAAUGGAUCCGAAAAGCAACAAGUGGAUUAAUGUUCCUAACGUAACUGUCGCUUUGAAGGAAAUGGGUAAAGGAAUGAAUUUGGAUCAAUUUUUAAGAGAGGUUCAAAACCAUCAAAAAUUUUUGCGUGAUCAUGAAAGUCACGUGCUACGAUGUUUUGGAAUCACAAAAUCUCCGGGGGAUGACAUAGAAAUCACAAAAUGGCUAAAGGAUAAGGAUUCACGUUAUAAACCAAACCCGAAUUCUUAUAUUAUGGUCAUGGCGUGGGCAAAUGAUGGUAAUUUACUUAAUUAUAUUGAAAAUAAAGCUCAUGAUGAAAAAUUCACUUGGUAUAAGCGUUUGGAAAUGUUAGAAGUAUUAUCGGAUGCCCUUGAAAGAAUUCAUAGUAAAAAUAUGGUUCAUAAGAACCUUCAUUGCGGUAAUGUUUUGAUGGAUAAUAAAGAUAUUUUUCAAUUUCCAGCUAUAUGUGGUCUGGCAUUGUGUAAUCAAACUGAAAUUCCAGUAGGCGUAAUUUCUUUUAUUGCUCCCGAACAUCUGAAUGGAAAUUUAAAGUUUACAACUGCUUCAGAUAUUUAUAGUUUUGGAAUUAUUAUGUGGGUAAUUUGCUGUUGUAAAUUACCUUAUAAAGAAUAUAAGCACGAUUCACUUGCAGUAAUUAUGAACGUAGUUAACAGUCCAAAAAUUUCGAAAGAUAUCCCAACAACUUACGCAAAUCUUAUGAAAAGAUGUUGGGAUGAUGAUUCAAAAAAACGUCCAAAAGCCUCGGAAUUAAGAAACAUAUUUUUAGAAUGGAAAAAGCACUAUCAUUCAAAUAAUAGUGAAUUUUUAAUUGCUGAAGAAGCAAGAUUAAAUAGGAUCAAAAAUCCUGAUUUAUUUGAUGAUGUUUUAAGUUUAUAAAAAAG